Molecule: messenger RNA, 3348 nt
Organism: Cylicocyclus nassatus
Lineage: Eukaryota; Metazoa; Nematoda; Chromadorea; Rhabditida; Strongylidae
Source: the annotation of a GenBank genome assembly
UUUUAGAUAUCUCCACAAAGCUUUCCAAACGUAUAUUUACCCAGAUCUAUGGAGUAGCGUAGCCUUCAUUUGAGAUGGAAUUCAAUUUCAACGACGUCCCAAUGUCAGAUCCAUUCCUAUCGUUGGAAACGAACCUUGAAGAUAUAACCGAUGUCAUACGAAUGGACACUCAGGAUGUGCUGACAAUGGAAACGGUCACUUGGGCUGAGCAUCAUCCACAACCGCAUGCUAGCCAAUUUCCACCAUAUCCCAAGCAAGUGUUGAGACCGAAUCAGCACAGUCCACCUCAGGAAUAUUACGAUUCGAAUAGGACACGGGAAAUCGGUUCCAUUGUGUCUCUUUUGCAAGCAGAUUCGCCACCAUCGUCAGAUCCGUAUGCUUCUAUGAAGUUUUCUCCGCCCAACUUUGAAACUUUGAACAUGAAUGGACCAGCGGGCAUGCUGCCAAAACUCGGACCUCCGGCGGCUCCAGCACCUCUACAAAUUCAUCCUUACUCACCAGGCUCACUGUCGCAUCAGCUUACCGCGCCUCCGAUGCAAGCUUUACCUCCGGUGGUCUCCCCUCCCGCCAUGUAUAUCGAUACAAAACCAUCGUUCCUACAAACGUCACCAUCCGAGCAUGGUUACAUGAUCUCGCCUGGAGCGAGUUACACCUCCUGCAUACCGGCCACAGCAACAGCAACUGUGAAAGUUGAAUCUCCUGUGUCAAUACAAAUGACCCGAUCACCAUCCGAUGGUAGUAUAACAGAAACGCAACGAGGGCAGAAUGGCAAGAGUGGAGCGACGACUAAGGAAGAGUUGUUGAGAUUGCUGGUUAAUAUGUCGCCGAGUCAGGUUGAGCGCUUGAAAGCCGGUCGUGGAGGUGCGAGUGGUCGAUCUCGUCCGGCAGGGGUGGCAACAAGAGUUUUGAGAGAUGAUACUUGGCCCGCGGAUGACGAGUCGGAUGAUGAAGAUGAUUUUGGAUCGGAGGAACCGAGACGAAAAGGCCCUAAGACUGAAAGGCGCACCGCUCACAACCUCAUUGAGAAGAAGUAUCGAUGCUCUAUCAAUGACCGUAUACAACAUCUGAAAACGAUUUUAGCCGGUGACGAUGCUAAGCUCAGCAAAUCUGCAACCUUGAGAAAAGCCAUUGAGCAUAUCACUAAGCUAGAGGCAGAAAAUCGCGAUUUGCGCCUUGAAGUUCAUCGGUUAAGUGGAGUUUUGCAGCAGCACAAUAUAGAGGUCUUGCCACCACCUGUCAUGGUAGUGGGUUCACCAGCCUUAAGCCCAUCAACCUCAUCCGCUAGUAUACAGUCUCCUGGGGCGAAUACAUCUCCUACGACAUCUCCCACCCCAAAAGGGGUAAAAAGACCGCGUACCAGCGCUGAGCAGGGACGAGUGACAAUUUUUGCCAUGAUGUUCGCCAUGUUGAUGUGGAAUCCGAUAAGCUUACUUGCGACAGGCGAUUCGGUGUCAGCCGGUGGCAAUCAUGACAUUGUCGCACCAACUGGUGGCAGGGUUUUGGCAGACGGCUCAGAUGCUUUUGAUAACUACCUGACAGCUGACCAGUGGUGGCAAAAAAGAUUCAUACAACCUUGUUUUGUGUGGUCUGUAAAUAUAUUCGUGGUCGUGUGUGUACUGACGCGGCUACUGGUCUAUGGAGAACCUGUGCAGGACUUCAAAUCCAGAUCCUGGCGAGUCUUCCUGUCCAUCAGAGCGCGAGCUCGUAAAGAAGCCGAGCAUGGGAAUGUGCGAGAAGCCCAACGGCAGUAUAUUGAGUGUCUGCAGAUCUUAGAACGACCCCUCCCAUCUGCUGGUCUUGAGCAAGCUCUUUCUGUGGUAUGGCAGAUUAUCCGACAUGCUUUAAAUGGCUUAUGGAUUGGAAGAUGGUUUGCUCGACGUAAGCGAGAUGCUGGAAAACCUGUCACAGUUGUCUGCAAAAGCCAUGCGCAUACGGCAAUGAUCUAUCACAAAAUGCAUCAGCUACAUUUGCUUGGUGUUGAUGAAACGAGUGAAGGAAUAUCCGGCUUGUACCUGGCCCUCUCCGCUGUGAAUCUUGCCGAAAGUGCCGGAGCUUCUAUUGAUGGUUUGCCUCGCAAUGUUCUGGCUGAUAUCUACAUCGCUGCUGCUAUCAGGACACGCCUCUGCCUACCUCCUUUUCUUGCCUCAAUCUUCUCCCCAUAUUUUUACAAGCGUGCUCGUCGUCAUAUCAGAAGAGCAGAUGAGGAUAGUGUAAGCGGUUUAGAAUGGUUGUUCCAUCCACUGUCUCGAGAGUUUUUGUCGGAUCCAGAGGCUCUACGAGCUAUUCUCAACGUCAAGAAAACUUCUCUAAAGCCGAUAAUUGGAGAAUGCGAUGCUGAUGUCCUUUCUCGCCUACGAGCAGCCUUCAAAGUGCGAUUGCUGACACUGUUGGCAAACGAGCUGUGCGGCGAGAUUGGGCAAAAAGAAAUUGACUUUGUCGACGUCUCUCGACUUCUUAUAAAUAUAUCAAUGGCUGGAGGAUUGCCAAAGAAGGAAAAUAAUUGGGACUGCGCCACAUGGCUAUCUGAAGGUGAUGCUCUUUGCACUUGGUGGACUCAUGUCCUUACCUGCGCUCUUUGUUGGAAGCAGGGCUUACGUGAAGAAGCCAAGCAACAUUACGCUAUUGUGCGACGAUGCCCAGACGAACUCCUCCAUGAUCCUCUGGCGCUAGCGGUCGGACACGCUUUCUGUGGCCGAAAAUUGUGUCGCGACGAUAGAGAUAGCUCUAACUUUGGUAAAUUCGUCUUUAUCCAUUCAAGGAAGGCGUUGGAGCAACUGAGGACAGCGUGCGGGAGGGAAGCUGGAGCGGAAGUGAGCCAGAUUCAGGAUACUUUACGCCGUCUUGCUUAUGAAUGGGUAAUGUCAUCGCUGUUGGAUGCAUGGCGUCAAGAAUUGGAGCCGCAGAAGCCGUAUUGGUGCCAGCAGACAAAUGCUGAUUACAGAACUUUAUAUCAAGAAGCUUGUAAUCACUACACUUAUCUACAACUCCACUAUGGUGGUGAACGAGGAAGUCGGCUUGCCACUUAUCAGUUGACCUCUCGAAUGCUGAAUGGGGCCAACCCUUUCGUGACUUGGGCAGCCACCUGCCGCAUAAAAAUGGAGCGACUGGAUGCUGUGAGCGGUCGCGUUUCAUAUUCUCGAGCUCAGCAGCCAGAUCCGUUUCAUCUGCACGUCCUAUGCAAAUUGCACGAUGAUCUACCAAGAAUGUGCCAAAGAGUUCAGUAAAUUGUAACUCGUAUUUUCCCGAUCUCGCAAGAGGUGAUUUAUCAUAUAGUCAUCUUCAAUUGUUCAUGUGUAGCCUGUGUCAGUAGAUUACUCAAUGUUUGUUCUCUACAGUUUUCAUUCGGCG